This is a messenger RNA of Aspergillus fijiensis CBS 313.89, 2270 nucleotides long. Its product is annotated as sugar porter family MFS transporter. The record is from RefSeq and is a predicted model, not a curated record. NCBI's taxonomy places the organism in Eukaryota, Fungi, Ascomycota, Eurotiomycetes, Eurotiales, Aspergillaceae. The transcript has 6 exons. Gene Ontology annotation, cellular component: membrane. Gene Ontology annotation, molecular function: carbohydrate:proton symporter activity. Gene Ontology annotation, biological process: carbohydrate transport; transmembrane transport. The coding region runs from base 488 to 2206 and encodes 572 amino acids.
GUUUCUUCUGUUUUCGCCGCCCCGCUGAACCUGACCACCUCAGCGCCACCAUCAGGCAGCCUAAACCAAUUUGUAGCCAUUCCCGGGGUAGCGUAGAACCCCCCUCCCCGGGAUUCAUUUCAACCCACGGGGACAAGCCGAACUUUCCAUGUGUCAGACCUAACCCGAAUUCAGUUUUUUGUGGCUGAUUUCUACGCCAGCGACUGGUGCGCUAGCUCACUAACCCGCUCCUUUCAAAUGAGAUGGGAGCACUCGGUACAGUGCCUGAUCCGACAAUUGCCCGGCCAUUGUCCAUGGGCCUUUGCGGCGUUGCGCAUGUCAUUAGUCACUGAUGGAUGGAGACUCGAGCCAACCGAAUCUGGACUAAAGGGAUCUUGAAGAGAAAAGCAGGGGAAACUUUUAGAGCGGGGGAGUCACAUAUAAUGUCGCGCUUCGCCCCGUCUUUCCUCUCUCACUUCCCAGCAGUGUCCUGUUUGUUACCAGCAAAAUGGUUGUCAGUCAGUCAGUGGUCGGGCGAGCCAAUGCCGAGAAGCCUCAUGGCUUGGUUGGUAUGCUCAAGAAUCCUUAUGUCUUCAUGACCUGUGCCUUUGCUUCGCUUGGCUGUAUUAUGUAUGGCUACGAUCAAGGUGUCAUGGCACCUGUUCUUGUCAUGGAGAACUUCAAAGCGCACUUUCCUUCGUUGAUGGGUUCUACUAUCCAAGGUUGGCUGGUGUCUGCCUUGGAGCUGGGUGCUUGGGCUGGUGCGCUCUUCAACGGAUAUCUCGCGGACGCUAUUUCGCGGAAAUAUAGUAUGAUGGUGGCUGUUGUUGUCUUCACUCUGGGUUCAUCUCUUCAGUCCGCAGCACAGAACCCCGCCUACUUUUUCGCUGGUCGCAUCAUCGGUGGUGUUGGUAUUGGUAUGCUCAGUCAGGUCAUCCCGCUGUACCAAGCCGAAAUCGCACCACCGGAGCUCCGUGGCUCUCUGGUUUCCUUGCAGCAGCUCUCGAUCACCAUCGGAACUGCCAUCUCUUUCUGGCUGGACUAUGGUAUGCAAUACGUUGGUGGUGUCAAGUGCAACCCCGAAGGUGUGGAAAACCCCUACCUGGCCGACGGAACCUUCGACUACAACGCGGCCCACGGCCACACAUGUAUGGGCCAGAAGCCUCUUGCCUGGCGAUUCCCCUUGGCCUUGCAGAUCCUGUUCGCCUGGAUUCUCUUCUUCGGAAUGUUCUUCUUCCCCUUCUCCCCUCGCUGGCUGAUGUCCAAGCACCGCGAGGAAGAAGCAGUUGCUGCACUCUCUAAGAUCCGGCGUCUUUCACCCAACGAUCCCUUGCUCAAGGCAGAGAUCCUUGAAAUCAAGGCGGCCGUUCUUUUUGACGAAGAGACCAAUGCCGAAGCUGUUCGAGUCGGCGGUAAAUGGGCCCCCUGGAAGGCUCUCUUUUCCCCAAAUAUGCGAAAGCGACUCUGGCUCGGCUGUGGAAUGAUGGUUUUCCAGCAGUUUACCGGUAUCAACGCAAUUUUGUAUUAUGCUCCGCAAAUCUUCGCCAGCUUCGGAUUUUCGUCGACUACCCAGACAUUACUUGCUACGGGUGUCACUGGUAUCAUCCAGAUCCUUUUCACGCUCCCUGCUGUACUUUUCCUGGACAAGUUCGGCAGAAAGACCUUCCUCAUUGUCGGUGCAAUUGGCAUGUUCUGCUGUCAUAUUGUCGUUGCUAUCGUCGAGGGUAUCUAUGAGGAUUACUGGAAUUUGAACGAAGGGCUGUACAAGGCCCAAGGAUGGGUCGCCAUCGUCUUCAUCUGGAUCUUCGCCUCACAGUUCGCCUACUCCUGGGGCCCAGUAUCAUGGGUCCUUGCACAGGAAAUCUUCCCCUCGAGUGCUCGCUCUCGUGGUGUGUCUCUUGUCGCAUCCACGAACUGGAUGUUCAACUUCGUCAUUGGCCUAACCACCAAGGAUAUGCUGGCUUCAAUGAAGUACGGAACCUACAUCUUCUUCGCCAUUUUCAGUGGACUGGGAGGUUUGUUUAUCUGGUACUUUGCACCUGAAACCAAAGACAAGACCCUGGAGGAGCUUGAUGUCUUCUUUGGGGGCAGCAUGGACAGCAUCGCCGAGGCGGAUAGACUCAGGAUGCAGACUAUCUACGACCGCCUGGGACUCACGGGGGUUGAGAAGGUGGAGGACCUGGAUAACGAGAAGACUAAGAUCCAGGGUGAGAUUGUGGAGAUGUGAUUCUUGGUUGCUGUUAGAGAGGAUGGUUGGCAGACCUCACCGAGGGGGGGGGAGCGUGCAUGGG